AUGGAAGCGCGAAGAAGAUCAUCGUUGGCAGGAAGCUGCAAUAAACACCCGAAACACAGGCAAUCACCUGGAAUUUGUUCCUUGUGUUUAAGAGAAAGAUUAUCGAAGAUAUCAGCCCCUUCAUCAGGCGCCGUCAUAAACGUUUCUUCAUCAUCUUCUUCAUCUUCUAUCUCGUCGGUAUCUUCUGCUUAUUCUUCACAUGCCUCUUCUUACACUGCAUCUCCCAUGCAAAGCUAUCGAAAUCGACGACAGAUCGGUAAUUUUGAAGGAAACGGAUAUCUUCAUUUCUUGAGGAAGAACACUAAUGGUUUGUUAAAGAAGAGUAGAUCAGUGGCUUUUGUUAGUGAUCAAACCAAUGUUAUGCAAGAUCAUGAGAAGAAAGUUGGGUUUUGGUCAAAAUUGAUGGGAACAAAAAGGAGUUCUUCGAGAAUGAUGCAUUCAAGAACCCUGAGAGAAACAAACUUGGGCACUUGCAGUUGCAAGGAGCUUUCUCAUCACAUAAGCUUCAGCAAUGGUAGACGUGGCAAUCGAAAUUUUUACGCAAUGAAACAAGAAGAAAGUAGGAUUUGCCAAAUCGGAGGAGCAGCAAUCGGCGCCGAAGAUCGGUUGUCUGGAGCGGAGAUCAGAGGAGGCUCGUCGGUGUCCGAUCGAAGAAGGGUCGCAGUUGUUGAAGGAGUGUGA
Lactuca virosa is the source of this 681-nucleotide messenger RNA. Lineage: Eukaryota; Viridiplantae; Streptophyta; Magnoliopsida; Asterales; Asteraceae. The record is from the annotation of a GenBank genome assembly.